Molecule: messenger RNA, 1659 nt
Organism: Cordyceps fumosorosea ARSEF 2679
Lineage: Eukaryota; Fungi; Ascomycota; Sordariomycetes; Hypocreales; Cordycipitaceae
Product: Peptidase S28
Exons: 4
Coding region: 1-1659 (552 amino acids)
Biological process (GO): proteolysis
Molecular function (GO): dipeptidyl-peptidase activity; serine-type exopeptidase activity
Source: RefSeq, a predicted model, not a curated record
AUGAGGUUUCUCAGACUUGCAGCUGAGCUGCUACUGGUAGCCAGCACUGCCGAGGCCGUUCGCCCCGGAGAUCUUCCGCUCACGGGUGCGCCGGCUGUUCACCUCAACGCUCCGUCUCCCGCCGAUGGCGUGCAGAAGCGAGCGGACAGCCCUAUCCACUGGGCCUGGUUCGACCAGCUGCUGGACCACAGCAAGCCGGAGCUGGGCACGUUUAAGCAGCUGUACUACUACAGCUACCAGGACUACGCCGGGCCCGGCUCGCCCAUCAUCAUGAACUCGCCCGGCGAGAACGAGGCGACGGGCUGGAACGGCUACGUGACCAACACGACGCUGGCGGGCAAUUUCGCCAAGAGCGUCGGCGGCGCGACCAUCCUCCUCGAGCACCGCUACUGGGGCUACAGCUCGCCGUACGCCAACCUGACCACGGACAACCUGCAGCUGCUGAACCUGGACCAGCACCUGCAGGACCUCGUCUACUUUGCGCACAACGUCAACCUCACCUUUGACCCGACCGGCUCCAGCCGGCCGGACAAGGCGCCGUGGGUGCUUACCGGCUGCUCGUACAGCGGCGCCGUCACGGCCUGGCUGCAGGCGCUGUACCCGGGCACUUACUGGGCAUACCACGCGUCCAGCGCCGUCGUCGAGGCCAUCACCGACUUCUGGCACUACCAGGAGAUCGUCUACCAGGCGAUGCCCAAGAACUGCAGCGCCGACUACACCAAGAUUGUCGCGCACGUCGACAAGGUGCUCACGACCGGCACCGACGCGCAGAAGCAGAAGCUCAAGAAGAAGUUUGGCUUCGAGCCGCUUAACGACGUUGACUUUGCCCUGGCGCUGAUGGACGGCAUCUGGCUGUCCCAGAAUCUCGGCUUUGGCGAUCAAAAGCGCAACACGACGGAUAGCUUCCACGGGUACUGCGACUACAUCGAGAACCGCUGGCCCGGCAGCGACGCUCCCCAGCCUGGCCCCGAGGGCGUUGGUCUCUGUGCCGCCGUCAACGGACUCUCCAAGUGGUACAAGGACCUCAUCAUUCCCGGUGGUUGUGCCAGCUGGCGCUACUCCCGAUGGACCGACAAGAUGGAUCUUGGCUGCUGGGUCAGUGAAGACGCGACCAGCCCCGUGUACCGCGACACGAGAGUCAACAACUUCCAAAACCGUCAGUGGAGGUGGAUGCUUUGCAACGAGCCGUUCGAGUGGUGGUUCACCGGCGGAGCCCCCGACGGGCGACCCCGCAUGACCAGCAAGCUGGUGACGGUCGACCUGUGGCGGCGCCAGUGCGACCUCUACUUCCCCGAGGUCAACGGCGCCAAGCCCGGUCUUCGCCGCGGCCGCACGUCGGAGCAGAUCAACGCGCGCACAGGCGGCUGGGGCGGCUGGGUGGACGACACGGAGCGGCUGAUGUGGUGCGACGGCGAGCUGGACCCGUGGCGGGCGGCGACGGUGUCGUCGCCGUGGCGGCCGGGCGGCCCGCUCAAGUCGACGGCCAGGGCGCCGGCGUGGGUGGUGCCGGGCGCGUCGCACUGCUCGGACAUGCUCCUGCGCAACGCCGAGGCCAACGCGGACCUCAAGAAGGUGUGGGACGCCGAGAUUGAGCAGGUCAGCAAGUGGGUGGGCGAGUUUUACGCGGUGAACAAGAAGCCGUGGCCCAAGUAUAACUAG